GCUACAGUUGGACAGAGUUGCUUGUAAGUCGCUUUGGCCAAAGGCGUCUGCUAAAUGCUAAUGUAGUGUAAUGUAAUGAUUUAGAAUUCAUACACUAGGAGGACAGCAGUGGUACGUUGUCGAGCUGAGGUGCAGCAGAACUAAACGAGGGCCAGAGGGCCUGUGAACUUUGUUUUGUGUGUUUUUUUAAGAUAUGUUUUGGGCUCUUUUCCUUUAUUGACAGGACAGUUGAGAGACAGGAAGUGAGUAGGGGGAGUGGGACGGCAAAGGACCCGGGCCGGAAUCGAACCCGGAUCGAUUCGCUGGUGUAGCAGUGCAGUGCCCUUACCGCUUGAGCCCCGGCAGGGCAGGGCAGGUGGCCGGGGGGCCUGUGAGUUUUGGAGAGGCGGCCUGCCGUAGGCAACAUGGGGAUCCACUCCGCAUCCGAGAUCAUCUUCAUCACGCUCAACCACAACAUCACUGUGGCAGGAAAGUUUUGGCUCAUCAGUAUGGUCUUCUUACGAAUCCUCGUUCUCCUGUUUGCUGGAUACCCACUCUACCAAGACGAGCAGGAGCGCUUUAUCUGCAACACCAUGCAACCGGGCUGUGCAAACGUGUGCUACGACCUCUUCGCGCCCUUCUCCCUCCUGCGCUUCUGGUUGAUCCAGCUGCUCGUCCUCUGCCUCCCCUUCGCGGCGUUCGUGUCCUACGUCGUCCACAGAGUGCUGUCGGACGUCGCCGUCCUCCCCGACGCCUCUCUGAAGAUGAAAGCUCGCUCACUGAUCGAGAUCCAGCAGGAUUCUUCUAUGCAGAGCACCAACUUGAGUAAGUCAAGUCGCGUGCAAACGGAGUUCGGGAUGCUGCGACGGAACUUGUUUAGCGGCGCCUACAUGGUCCAGCUGCUGCUGCGCGUGCUCCUGGAGGCGGGCUUCGGGGCCGCGCACUACUACCUGUUUGGAUUCCACGUCCCCAAGCGCUUCAUGUGCCUGCACUCCCCAUGCACCACCACAGGUUUGGAUUGCUACGUCUCCAGGCCGACGGAGAAGACGGUGAUGCUGAACUUGAUGCUGGGAGGCUCCGCCUUCUCCCUCCUCCUCAGCUUCCUGGACAUGCUGUGUGCCAUCAAGAUGACCGUGCACCACAAGACCAAGACCAAGAAGAUGCUGGUCAGGAAUAUGUACCAGGAGGAGGAGCAGUUCUACCUCCCGCCCAGCGGCAGCCAGGCCGACAUCGACGCCAACCUGCCCUCCGCCCACGACGACAUGCUGGCCACCGGAAGCUUCCGCAAGAGAAUGGGCGGUGGCGGUGCCGGUGCCGGUGGCAGCGGCGGCGGGAGCGUGAGGCUGGGCGGGAAGUCCCAGGGCGUCACCCGGGAGACCAGCGCGUCGGCACCCCACCUUGAGGAUGCCCUCCUCGCCACAUUCGGCCGGGAAACGCCGGGCAUGCUGGGACUAGGACUGGGAGGAGGAGCCACCACCACCGGUGACAAUAGCGGGUACCCAGUGGGUGGUGGUGACACCAUCAUGGACGAGUGCCACGAGAGAGAAGGCAGUGAGGUGGCGCUGUGCCCCACGGAGCCGGGGGGAGGAGGGACGCCCAGGCCCAUACGCGUCAACAAACGCAGCCGACUCAAGCCACCGCCCCCGCCCAGGAGGGACAACAAAGCGCCCGGGGCGAACCUCCCCGGGGACGUAGGGGCGCCGAGCGUGGGGGUGGGCGCGGCUGUGUGCACUAGGCGGGUGGGACACUACACACUGGUGGAGAUGAGUGGCGGAGACCUGCCCUCCGACAGCAACGACAACCAGGAGAAGAGAUCCGAGUGGGUCUGACUGAAUCAGUCAAUGACUGCACAUGAGAACACACACACC
Molecule: messenger RNA, 1847 nt
Organism: Engraulis encrasicolus (European anchovy)
Lineage: Eukaryota; Metazoa; Chordata; Actinopteri; Clupeiformes; Engraulidae
Gene: gjd4
Product: gap junction protein delta 4
Exons: 4
Coding region: 405-1808 (467 amino acids)
Biological process (GO): cell-cell signaling
Cellular component (GO): connexin complex
Molecular function (GO): gap junction channel activity
Source: RefSeq, a predicted model, not a curated record